Rhizoctonia solani is the source of this 915-nucleotide messenger RNA. RefSeq lists its product as uncharacterized. The record is from RefSeq and is a predicted model, not a curated record. The transcript has 7 exons. NCBI's taxonomy places the organism in Eukaryota, Fungi, Basidiomycota, Agaricomycetes, Cantharellales, Ceratobasidiaceae. The coding region runs from base 1 to 915 and encodes 304 amino acids.
AUGGAUAGUUGUCCCCAAGAUCCUGAACCCAGUCUCUGCACACAAAUCGUGUCCAACCCCGAUAUAUCAGGCAUAGGUGUCCGGGUUGCAAUCUAUGCGCAAACAAUUAUAAGCAUGAGCAUCGCCUCAUUCCUACCAUACCAUGAAGAGGCCUUUCGGGAUACAUCGCGAAGCUCCUAUAUAGUAUCGACAAGCUUGAUGAUCGCUUCUCUAAUCGAACUGAAGACUCACGGGCUCAGUCUAUUUGACGCCCUGAUUGUGACAAUGCUCACGACUAUUAUGACAGCAUUCGUCACGGCAAACAUUGCCUAUAGUCGUACCUUAGGCCUCUCCAUUAAUAUCUCCAGUUUUCUGUUCACUACCUUCUGGGUCUACUGGGGUCUGCAAGUAUGGAACGAUCCUAAAACCUUUGGGAUUCCCGAGGGCGAGGAGAACUGUAAUGCUAGUAUCGACACCGUGUUCGUCGUAUUCGGUCAAAACGUCAGCGUAACAAACAGCGGUCUGCGUGGGUUCGCCAUGUUCAUUUUCGCAAUCGGCUCGAUCUCUGCUCUGGCAGCGCUCUGGCAGUGUAUAAAAUGGACAUUUCUAUACGCUAUUGGCGGAGCCGAGAAAGCCAAGCGAGCCGCUGCUGAGGAAUAUGUUCGGAAGCUUCGCGGUCAAAGGAAUCGCUCGGGUACCUCAGUACAACACAUGUCCUUCUUUGGAGGCGCGGCUGGAAUGAUCUACAUGAUUAUUACAACAGAACAAAUCGUCCGGCGUAACCAGGACGUAUCCACACAAGUCAACGAUUGGAGCUACAGUCAAACUCUUGCAAUGAUCAUGUUAGGCCAGCAGCUCAUGGACUGUUGUACGUACAUUAGGCAAGAGGUAGAAUACAAAAAGAAGGAACGAGCACGAGCGAAUGGCGAUGUCUGA